This is a messenger RNA of Prosopis cineraria, 1653 nucleotides long. RefSeq names its product polyadenylate-binding protein RBP47-like. Bases 199 to 1413 code for a protein of 404 amino acids. Lineage: Eukaryota; Viridiplantae; Streptophyta; Magnoliopsida; Fabales; Fabaceae. Gene Ontology annotation, molecular function: mRNA binding. The record is from RefSeq and is a predicted model, not a curated record. Gene Ontology annotation, cellular component: cytosol. The transcript has 6 exons.
GUCUCUUGCAAACCCAAACCCAACACAACAACACACAAUCCCUCCCCUCUCUCUCACUCCUUCUCUCUCUUCCUUCCUUCUCUCUCAUCUCGCUGUCAGCAACUUCCAUUGUUGGAGACGGGAAGGUGAAGAGAGAGCGACAUAGACGAAGAGUUGUGGACAGAGAAAGCACCUAAGCAGACACAAAACUUGAAACUCAUGGCUCAGCCAACUCCCGACGCCGCCGAUCUGAAUCCGCAGCAGCAGCAGCCGCAGCCGCAGCAAUGGGCGCAGCCGCAUCAGUAUCACCAACAAUGGAUGACCAUGCAAUAUCCGGCUUCGGCUAUGGCGAUGAUGCAGCAACAGAUGAUGAUGUAUCCGCCGCAUUAUGUCCCUUACGUUCACCAAUAUUAUCAGCCGCCAUACCACCACCCGCACUUGAAACAGCCGCCGUCACAGCCGCAGCACCACCAGCAGAGCUCCAACGAUGAGAUCAGGACGAUCUGGCUCGGUGACUUGCAUCACUGGAUGGACGAGAACUACCUAAAUAGCUGCUUUGCUCACACAGGCGAGGUAUAUUCAGUGAAGGUUAUACGAAAUAAGCAAACUGGUCAGUCUGAAGGAUAUGGAUUUGUUGAGUUUUGUACACGUGCAACAGCUGAGAAAGUUUUACAGAGCUACAAUGGCACUAUGAUGCCAAAUACAGACCAGCCAUUUCGCCUUAAUUGGGCUGCUUUCAGUUCAGGCGAUAGGCGAUCUGAUGCUAAUUCAGAUUACUCUAUAUUUGUUGGGGACUUGGCUGUAGAUGUUACCGAUGCUAUGCUACAGGAAACCUUUGCAAGCAGAUAUUCAUCUGUUAAGGGAGCAAAAGUUGUCAUUGAUUCUAGCACUGGCCGUUCAAAAGGUUAUGGCUUUGUUAGGUUUGCUGAUGAAAAUGAAAGAUCCAGGGCGCUGGCUGAAAUGAAUGGUCAAUAUUGUUCAAGUAGGCCAAUGCGAAUAAGUAUUGCAACUCCAAAGAAAUCAUACGGACACCAACAACAUUACUCUUCACAAGCUGUGGUGUUGGCUAAUGGAUAUUCUUCUAAUGGUGCUAUGGCCCAAGGUUCCCAGUCUGAAGGGGACUCUUUUAACACAACUAUAUUUGUUGGAGGGCUUGAUUCAGACGUCAGUGAUGAAGAUCUCAGACAACCGUUUUUGCAAUAUGGUGAAGUUGUCUCCGUGAAGAUACCCGUUGGAAAGGGGUGUGGUUUUGUUCAAUUUGCUAACAGAAAGAAUGCAGAGGAGGCAAUUCAGGCAUUGAAUGGGACAGUAAUAGGAAAGCAGACAGUGCGUCUUUCUUGGGGUCGCAGUCCAGGAAAUAAGCAUUGGAGGACGGAUUCCAAUGGAGGUCACCAUGGAGGGCAAGGUUAUGGUGUAAGACAGAAUCAGGCCUGAAAAUGCAAGCUGUACUUAAGUAGAAGGGGCUUUAAAACGGUGAUGUAGCAAUUGCAAGUCCAAGCAGCAGUGAAAAUUGAAGCAGGAUGGAUUUUAUUGCCCUUUAACUAGAGCUGUAGUAUGCUGAAUUUUGUAGCUGGUUAAUACUGUCGUGAGAGAUUCUUAAGAUUGUAUUGAUAUCUUGUUUGAAAUUUUGGGGUGUGCUUGAACAUAUAUUAUUUAGUUCGGAUUCUUUAUCAA